This is a messenger RNA of Anisakis simplex (herring worm), 819 nucleotides long. The record is from the annotation of a GenBank genome assembly. NCBI's taxonomy places the organism in Eukaryota, Metazoa, Nematoda, Chromadorea, Rhabditida, Anisakidae.
AUGCACGUCAAUAAAGUCGGUCUGAAAGGCCCUCUCGAAACACCGGUCGGUAAAGGACAUCGCUCGCUGAAUUUAGCUGUUCGAAAAACAUUUAAUCUGUACGCUAACGUACGUCCGUGCAGAUCGUUGGUGGGUCAUAAAACGCUGUAUGAUGAUGUUAAUGUUGUAACGAUUCGUGAAAAUACGGAAGGAGAAUAUUCGGGAAUUGAGCAUGAGAUCGUUGACGGUGUCGUGCAAAGUAUAAAACUGAUCACAGAAGAAGCAUCAAGUCGCAUUGCUAAAUUCGCAUUCGAGUAUGCAUCCAAGAAUGGUCGUCGUAUGGUGACUGCAGUUCACAAAGCGAAUAUAAUGCGCAUGUCAGAUGGCCUCUUUCUGAAUAUGUGCCGUAAAGAGGCACCCAAUUAUCCGAACAUCAAAUUCACUGAAGCCUACUUGGAUACCGUCUGCUUAAAUGUUNUAAAUAUGGUACAAGAGCCGAAUCAAUACGAUGUGUUGGUAAUGCCGAAUCUGUACGGCGAUAUUCUAUCGGACCUUUGUGCAGGUCUUAUUGGUGGCUUGGGUGUUACGCCAUCGGGCAAUAUCGGUCAGGAUGCUGCCGUUUUUGAGUCUGUUCACGGCACAGCACCUGAUAUCGCUGGACAGGACAAAGCAAAUCCAACCGCUCUCCUUCUAUCGGCUGUAAUGAUGCUGCGCUAUAUGAAUUUACCUGAGUAUGCCGAUAAGAUUGAAAAGGCAUGUUUCGACGCGAUUGCCGAAGGUAACGCAAAAACUGGAGAUUUGGGUGGNGAUAUCUGCGCUCGAAUACGUAAUAUGGACUGA